AUGGGGUUUAUGCUAAAGGAUGAAACCAUCUUAAACCCACGAUUUUUCUACGCCCGCAUUGGUGCGUAUGAAGCAGUAAUUCCACAGCUACGGACAGUUUUACUCAGGUGUGCGCUCAGGUUUCAUGGGAUCAUUUCUCGGGAGCAAGCAGAUGAAAUACUUGCUGGCGUAGAAGGAGCAUAUAUUCUUAGAGAAAGCCAGCGACAACCCGGCUGCUAUACUCUUGCUCUCAGAUUUGGUAAUCAGACCUUAAACUACAGGUUGUUCUAUGAUGGGAAGCACUUUGUUGGGGAGAAAAGAUUUGAAUCAAUCCAUGAUCUAGUUACAGAUGGCUUGAUAACAUUGUAUAUAGAAACAAAGGCUUCUGAGUAUAUUUCCAAAAUGACAACAAACCCCAUCUAUGAACACAUUGGAUACGCCACUUUGCUUAGAGAAAAAGUGUCCCGGCGGCUGAGCAGAACUAAAAAUGAGUCAAGAAAAGCAAGUGUAACAAGUGAAGAAAAUACCCCGGUUGAAAAGGACAAGAAAAAGUCUUUCUUCUGGCUUUUUCCCACUUUAUGCUUCAGAAACCCCAACACAGAUACCCUGGUUUCUACCUAUAGAGCACCGGCACAGCAAAGAAAAACAGUCACAUUCUGCCGCAGCACAGAAGAUGCAAGAAGGACCAGCAGCAAAGGGGUUAAAGGAAGUCCCAUAGCAAAGAUAUGCAAUGCCUUGAAAUUUUAAGCACUAAAAUCUACAAAUACAUAAGAGAAUAAAUCUUUGCAAUUCCAGAUAUUUCUGGUUGACAUAAAACACUCAGAGCCAGUUAUAUAGAGAGUUUUUUCCUGUGAGCACUGGAAUUGGUGAUGCCUGGUUCCUUAUUCAUUUGUGCUCUAUCUUUCUGCACACCUUACUCACACUUGAGUAAGCCCAGCCAUCUUUACAGACCUUUCACACAUCCCUCCCUUGUCCCCACUCCUCCUCCUACCCUCUUCUCCCCUCCACAUUUCCUUUUCCCUACCUGCAAAGGAGGCAGAAGACAUUGCUGCCAGGCCACCCAGGAGAGAAACCACAGGAGCUCUGACCACAGGCUGCAUCUCUCACCUCAGUCUGGCCACCAAAUUUCAUAAAACUCAUGACAUCUGUUGUUCCAUCAACUUCAGCUAGAAUUAGUCAUCUGGUUCAAAAGAUAGACACAGCAAGUGGCAAAACAGAUUCACAUACACUGCAAUCACAUUUCUGUAGGCAACCAGGCUAA
Molecule: messenger RNA, 1240 nt
Organism: Athene cunicularia (burrowing owl)
Lineage: Eukaryota; Metazoa; Chordata; Aves; Strigiformes; Strigidae
Product: beta-chimaerin-like
Exons: 4
Coding region: 1-726 (241 amino acids)
Biological process (GO): regulation of GTPase activity
Molecular function (GO): GTPase activator activity
Source: RefSeq, a predicted model, not a curated record